Molecule: messenger RNA, 1030 nt
Organism: Macadamia integrifolia
Lineage: Eukaryota; Viridiplantae; Streptophyta; Magnoliopsida; Proteales; Proteaceae
Product: pyrrolidone-carboxylate peptidase-like
Exons: 5
Coding region: 151-807 (218 amino acids)
Biological process (GO): proteolysis
Cellular component (GO): cytosol
Molecular function (GO): pyroglutamyl-peptidase activity
Source: RefSeq, a predicted model, not a curated record
CUUUAUAAUAGCCGAAAGGAAGAAUAAAAAAGGCCAGAGAGUUGCGUCUCCUCUUCGGUCUUCUCUCCCAAAGCACCCAAUCUGCUUUGAAGAGAGCUCGAAGAGUUCGCUUUCUCUGCUAUUCCUUUUGUUUCAGGGAUCUGGUCUGAAAUGGGAUCUGAGGGGCCUCCUUCUAUUACUGUUCAUGUCACUGGAUUCAAAAAAUUCCAAGGUGUUGGUUUGAAUCCUACCGAGACGAUAGUAAGUAACCUGCAAGAGUUCGUGAAGAGAAAAGGAUUGCCGGCCGGAAUUACGCUCAGUAGCUGUACUGUUCUUGAGACGGCUGGAAUUGGUGCGUUACCAAUGCUCUACCAAACCAUGGAAUCGGGUAUCAGUAAGCCGGAUUCUUCACGCAAUGGACAAGUCAUAUGGGUUCACUUUGGGGUUAAUAGUGGGGCAUUCAAGUUUGCCAUUGAGCGACAGGCAGUGAACGAGGCCACUUUCCGUUGUCCGGAUGAGUUUGGGUGGCAGCCUCUGCAACACCCAAUAAUUCAGGAGGAUGGGGGGAUUUCUCAAACAAGAGAGACUUCAUGCUCAGUUGAUGCAAUUGUCAAGUUCUUGAAGAAUAAGGGUUUUGAUGUGGCAAACUCUGAUGAUGCUGGCCGAUUUGUUUGCAAUUAUGUCUACUACCAUUCACUACGGUAUGCAGAGCAGAAAGGUCACAAGUCUCUCUUUGUCCAUGUGCCUCUGUUUUCAAGGAUUGAUGAAGAAACACAAAUGCAGUUUGCAGCAUCGCUCUUGGAGGCUCUUGCAUCUAUCACCGGAUGAUACUUGUUUCAUAUAAAGUUUUCUUAUUUGGGUUUUAUUUAUUUCCUCCGAUUGCAAUGUAAAUCUUCCAUGCUUGUCUGUAAAAGAAAAGACCCUUUGGAACUUCAGUGGACUUGUGCUUAUCCUUUGGAAGUUUGGAAGGAGAGUAGUGGUCUUGUUUGCUUGUGGGUUGUCAUGCAUGAAAAGGACAUCUCUAUAUCAAACUGGUUUGUACGAGUGAAAA